Fusarium sp. VM40 is the source of this 330-nucleotide messenger RNA. The record is from the annotation of a GenBank genome assembly. Lineage: Eukaryota; Fungi; Ascomycota; Sordariomycetes; Hypocreales; Nectriaceae.
AUGAAGCACCUCGCAGCUUACCUUCUCCUUACCCUCGGCGGUAACGAGUCUCCCUCUGCCGCUGAUGUCAAGGCCGUCCUUGAGUCCGUUGGCAUUGAGGCUGACUCCGACCGUCUCGACACCCUGAUCUCUGAGCUCAAGGGCAAGAACGUUAACGACCUCAUUGCUGAGGGUUCUGAGAAGCUUGCUUCCGUUCCUUCCGGUGGUGCUGCUGCCUCUUCCGGAGGUGCUGCUGCCGCUGGUGGUGCCGCCGAGGAGGCCAAGGAGGAGGAGAAGGAGGAGGAGAAGGAGGAGUCCGACGAGGAUAUGGGCUUCGGUCUUUUCGACUAA